This is a messenger RNA of Nerophis lumbriciformis (worm pipefish), 1254 nucleotides long. RefSeq names its product leucine-rich repeat-containing protein 10B. The record is from RefSeq and is a predicted model, not a curated record. Lineage: Eukaryota; Metazoa; Chordata; Actinopteri; Syngnathiformes; Syngnathidae. Gene Ontology annotation, molecular function: protein binding. Gene Ontology annotation, cellular component: cytoplasm.
AUGGGUAACUCCUCCGGGAAGGGCGAGGGAGAUGAGGAGGAAGAGGAGGAGGAGAAAGACGGCGACGAGGUAGAAAUUGUGCAGAAGAAGAAGAAGAAGAAGAAACAAGAGGAGGUGGUUGAAGAGGAGCUUCCGCUGGGGGUGGAGGAGUUGUUGGAGAGUGGAGAUCCAGUCUUGGACCUUAGCUACCGUCGAUUUAAGCGUUUACCUGCACGCCUUUGUGGGCUGACGCAUGUGGAGAAGCUCUACGCUUGUGGAAACAGCCUACGGGCUCUUCCUGAAGGCAUCGAUCAACUGCAAGGUCUGCGGAUCCUUGCCCUGGACUUCAACAAGAUGGAGGAUGUUCCUCUCGAGGUCUGUCAGCUGGCCAACCUCACCCGCCUCUACCUGGGCAGCAACCGCCUGAUGACGCUCCCGCCUGAGCUGAAGAACCUGCAGAGUCUGCGUUGCCUGUGGGUGGAGAGCAACUACUUCCAGUGGUUCCCCAAGGAGCUGUACGAUCUCCCCAACCUCAGGUCCCUGCAAAUGGGUGACAACCGCCUCAAGACGCUACCUCCCGACCUGACCCGCAUGGAGACUUUGAGAGGGCUGUGGCUCUACGGGAAUCGCUUCCAGACCUUCCCCAAAGUCCUCCUAAGCAUGCACGGCUUGGAGAUCCUUGACCUAGACCGUAACAAGAUCACCGAAUUCCCCAGCCUGAAACGCCUUAGAUCCCUCCGCCUCUUCUCCUAUGACCACAACCCCGUCACAGAGCCUCCGACCGUGGGUGAGGAAGUGAUAGUCGUCGGCGAAGGUGCGGCGGAGUUCUUGGAGGAGCGCGAAGCCAGGAAUGAGAGGCAGCGGAAGGCUGAAGAGGAAGAGGCUGGGGAGUCGGCCCUCGGGGGAGAAGAGCCUAUCAUCCAAGGCAUCUUGAAGAACUGCAGAUCCAACAUGACUCCGAGCGAGGCGGACUUCAAGGACGAGGAAGACGUCGACUCUCCUAUGGCGGAGUUGGAGUACGACGAUGAGGCAUUUGAGUACGAGACGGAGGAGAUGAUCUGCGAGGGAGAGGGCUUUGAGUACGAGGGAGAGGAGCUGGAGUAUGACAGGGCUCACAUGGACUAUGAGUAUGAGGAGGAGAUGAAGGAGGAGGCCUGAGAUUAUCUGCAGUCGGGUGGCCCGCAGGAGACAUCUUUCUUAUCUUCAGCUCUGCUGCUAAUUUAAAAAUGUUCAUUAACUGUGAAAAUAAAAACUUUCAUCUCAGUCUACUGUCAA